AUGAAGUUUUCCGUUGCUUUGAUCGUAAUUUCUGCAGCUUUCGCUGUAUCGUUAGAGACCCAAAAAGGGACUUUAGUUGAAGAACUGACGGAAAAUACCUUCGAUAAUUAUCUUACGGUUUCAAACCUUGCAAUUGUGGAUUUCUUUGCACCGUGGUAAGUUUAUUAAUGAGUUAUCUUUCUAUUUUCAAGUGCAUUUUCCCAAAAUUUCAUGACUGCAAUAAAAUCGCAAUAGACAUUUGCAAAAAUUACAUUCAACGAGAGCGAAUUCGCCAUUACAAGGUUCUUCAAAGUUCAGCGCCUUAUAAAUCAUUAUUUUUAUGUAAAUAUGCAGGUUAUAAUUUUCGUUUGGGUUUACCAGUGAACCAUAGCUGUUUAUCAUUCGUCUUUCCCACGAGGAAGAUGAAAAAAAAAAUAGCAGUUUGGCAAAAAACGGACACUUUUGAAAUAUUAAAUUUUCUGUUAGAUUCCCACGCCAGAACCCGAAAUAGCUAACUUUAGUUAAAUAAAAUUUUUCAAAGGAGAUCAAGAACCGAAAAAAGUUGUAGUCGUGUUCUCAGCCACAUCGCUUAGCAAAGACUGGAAACUUUUUAAGAUGUCUUGUGCAAAACACAAGAGUUUCAUAAAUUCCAACACUUGGUCAACUGCCAUUUUAAAUACAAAAGAGUGAAACAACCCUAUGGCUGAGAGGACAAGCAUUAUAGCGCUGUCACGUCAGUUCCGAUAGCUCAAGUUAUUUCUGAAAAGUUUCAGUUUAAAUUGUUCACUUGACCCGCGACAAUUACCUGUGAUGCGCGACCGGGGACAUGCUCUCUUCUUGAACCAUUGUUAUUUGUUGGAAACCAGAACCGAUGAUCACGGUAAAACACUUUACGACCAUGAAUUGCGAAAGGCCUAAUUGGUCUAGCGCACUCUUAGCAAUCAAGGCCGAAACAAACGCUGAUGCCAGAGGUUAAUUCGUCCUUGAUUGAAUAUAUCUUUCGCCAGUUUUAAGCAAUGUAAAGGAAAAAACGGUGACAUUUCUUUACUUCAGAUACGAAAGCUACAGUCGCCCCACCAUUCACCCCACCGUGACUAUUUGCAUCCUAAAAAAAUCUACCAGAAUCACCCCCACGGGGAGGAUUUGUCGUAUCGUCUGUUUUGCCGAUGGUUUAAAUCUGCCGCUCGUAUGAUAAUCGGAAAUUUUGAAAAAUCCCGCGUGUAUUUUAAAGCUGUUUCCGCCAUUGUUCCAAGGUAGCCAUAUACCGUCAUUGUAAUCGUUAAACAAAGCCUGCUCAACUUUCAGCUGAUCCGCUUUUCUUGAUACGAUUAACGCUGGCGAGGAAAGAUAGACGAUGACCAUUGGCAAGAAUUCUACUCGUAGCUUUUGUCAUUGUGUUCUCAUUUAGUGGUUUAUGCUAGAAUGAAAGAACAGGAGCUAACCUAGAGAGAGGGUUCAGGGAGUCCAGAGUCCAAACAACCCACUUCCCCCCCUUCUCGUUUUAAGGUCGCGGGUUUUUCCUAUUACUAUAAUUUAUGAUAUUAUUACCCACCCAAACAUAUAUAUAUAUAUAUAUAUAUAUAUAUAUAUACAUAUAUAUAUAUAUAUAUAUAGGUAUAUAUAUGUGUGUAUAUAUAUAAAAUAAGCUCAGUUAUGCACGCAUUCUGAUUGGUUCUCACUUAUGAUCUAUUGGAGGACAGACAUAUAGAUGACGUCAUCAUUAAAACUUUUUCUAAUUCUUUAUUAUAUAAAACAAACAGAUUCCAAGUUGCCGUGCGUCUAUUCAGUAAUAGAUCACGGAGGACGUUAAAAUGUGGUAAGAACAUCAGUGAUACACUCGGCUGCGCCUUAUGUGCCACUUUUUUGUUCUUACCACAUUUUGACGUCAUCUGCGAUCUAUUACUGAAUAGACGCACGGCAACUUGGAAUCUGUUUGUUAAAUAUAUAUACAUACAUAUAUAUUUAUUAUUAUUAUUAUCAUUUAUAUUAUUUCGAGUUUGCGUUGCUUUGUUCAAAAGGAAGGGGGCAAAAUAAUACAAUCUCAUUGGGGAGGAAGUGUAUUCAGGGAGAAGCAAUUUUAGACCACCUAUCAACAAUCCUUGCAGAAUGACGCGCAUUGUUGACGUUCUAUUCAUAUUCAGGGUCCCUCCUCUGCAUAUAACAAACCUAGGAGGAAAUGAAUGUUUAAGUACGCCUUACGAAAGGGAUUCUAUUAAUGUAUUUAUACAACAAGUUAUCUUCCAUUUCACAGGUGUCCUCACUGCAAAUCGUUUGCGCCUGAAUACGAACAAGCUGCAUCAAAGGCACAAGCCGAAAAGUUGAAUGCUUUUUUCGCAAAGGUACGUAUUUUUGGGCUAUUUUUUUUUUAAUCAUUUGACAAGCCAACAUUAACCCUAACUUGUUAUCAAUUGACUGUUGUUAGGUUAGGGGAGGGGUAGGUGGGCAGUUGCCCAGAUACUGAUAUUGAUCCGAUUGUUUUUUGCAAUCCACGGACGAGUGGGAGAAAGUGCGUGACGAGCGCGCUCAGAGAGACACAACCUCCAUGUGUAUUUCCUUUUAUUUUACGAUUACUUUCAUUUCUAUCUUUCUUAUUCGUUUCCACACUGAUCCACUAUGGCUUAUCAAAUGGUGGUCAUCGAGGAAAGGCAUAAAAAUGCGCUUUCUUUGCCAUAUUACGACGCUUUACAUCGUUUACUUUGUCGUAAUCAGCGCCUGCGCAGAAACGCUGAAAGAUCGACGACGAUGGCAGGGCAUUUUAAGACUUUGGCUUUUCCACGGGAAGCCCAAGUAAUUAAUCAGAAUUGAAUGAGUGAGUGCCAAAAGGCCACUUGACUGCUCCCCACGCCUCAGGGAAUGACUACGUCAUCCAGGAGCUAAAAUUGUCGCGUGUUAGACAGGCUUGUUAGACUGAACAAUGGAAAUCAAACCUAUCCGUCGCAAUGGCCCUAUUUUGGAACAGCUAUUUCAGGGUUUCAGCAAGACAUUAUAUUCUCCUGGGUUUCAGUUAAUAAAUUAUCCAAGAAAGCCACGCAGGUUCCCUUCAAAAUUUCAAGAAAGUGAGCGUAAGAAAGGGGGUACCCAUACAGGUUUUGGGACUUGUUUGAAAAGUUCAUUCAGAAAGAAAACGAAGAGGAGAGACGCAGUUGAGACAGGUGGAUAUAAAAUUCGAACUGAGUUUUAUAUAGUGGCUGUCAUAUCCAUUUUAUUUUCAGUUAUGUUUUCGAAAAAUGUAUGUAAAAAAAAUACUUGAAUAUGUUACUUACCAAAAGGCACAGUUUUUUGCGCCCCAUUUGACGCUUAAACUUACGUUUUAUGUAUCAUUUUAUGUACCAUUUGCAUGUACCAUUUGCAUCUACCAUUCUUAUAUACCAUUUUUAAUGUACCAUUUUUAAAAUUGGAGGAAUCCAGCGAGGCCACGCUCUAAAAUAAACCCUGUAUUUAGGAUUUCAAGACUUUCUUCUUCCUAUAAUUAGUUUUUAGUUUUUUCCUUUGAUAGGUGGACUGUGCAGGAAGCGGUAAAAGCCUCUGCAGUAAAUUGGAAAUUAAGUUUCUGCCUACGGUCAGACUGUUCAGAGAUGGUAAACCACUUGGAGAUUACUCAGGAGAGAGAAGUGCAGGUAAGAAAACUUUUCAAUUUAUGCCAAAACAACUGAAAACAACCAAAGGGAGGUUCAAACUUUAAGUUUGUUUGGGGAUUUUUUUAAAGAGCUCAUUUAAAGAUUAUUAGAAGAAGAAAAGAAAAUGAUCAGAUCUAAUUGUUCAUCUAUUGUUGAGACCUUAAACUUACCAAUCAUGUAGGAUUCUGUUGCAAGGGGUUUACUUCCCUGAGCUCUUUGACUUGUCCAGAAAACUAGCGCUACCCUCGGCUCAUCCAAUCAGAUGCGAAACUGAAACCAUUCAUGACUCAGUCGCUCACGAUCGUGUUUUGACCCUACUUUGAAAAAAAUCUGCUUUUCUCACCCUCUGGAAAUAUCUUUCUGGGUGAUUCACAAAUAGUUUACUGAUCAGUGAUACCAAGAAUAGGAAAUAUUGCACCUAAUCUGAAAAAAAAUCCUCAGAAGCUAAGAAACUGCGCUUUUUGUCAAUAAGGCUAAACGAGGCAUCAGUUAAGUCACAGUUUUGUGCAUCUUACAAAAAUAUAACCCAAAUCUUUUUUAGUUUUUCUUUUGAAAUUAGUGUUCAGCCUGUCUAUUUUAAGCCACUAGUGUUUCCCUAUAGAUUCUCAACGAAUCAAUUUUAAGAUGAAAAUCAAACAUGAUUUGAUCAGUCUUGCUAUCCUGCGCUCAAGACAGCUUGCUUGUUAUUACUAUGAACUCUCUUUGGGUCCUCGUAGCGUCUUCUUUAAUCUGAUUGACGAAAUGAGUAUUUUAGUUUUUAUUUUACGACACUUAAAAGACGAGAGCUCUGAAAGACCGUAUUUGGUGUGUUUCUUUCAGAUGCCGUCCUAGAGUUUCUGCAGAAAGCAAUAAAAGCACCAAAUGACAUGAAAUUGACGAUGUCUGAUGACGUCAGCGGGACACCACCUGACGUCACACCUUGGCACGCGGAUGACAAGAAAAGCCAUUGA
Molecule: messenger RNA, 4546 nt
Organism: Pocillopora meandrina
Lineage: Eukaryota; Metazoa; Cnidaria; Anthozoa; Scleractinia; Pocilloporidae
Source: the annotation of a GenBank genome assembly